Molecule: messenger RNA, 4741 nt
Organism: Melanotaenia boesemani (Boeseman's rainbowfish)
Lineage: Eukaryota; Metazoa; Chordata; Actinopteri; Atheriniformes; Melanotaeniidae
Gene: pom121
Product: POM121 transmembrane nucleoporin
Exons: 13
Coding region: 28-3561 (1177 amino acids)
Biological process (GO): RNA export from nucleus; protein import into nucleus
Cellular component (GO): nuclear pore
Molecular function (GO): structural constituent of nuclear pore
Source: RefSeq, a predicted model, not a curated record
AAUGUCAGGCGAGCAGCAUGAUGGGAUAUGAGAGUCCUCCGGCGGCGCGCUGCCGCCAUGUCACCUAGAGAGAAACAUUUAGCGCUGCUCUCUGUUUUAGGCCUACUUAUUUUCGCUUUUUAUUACAUUCCUACUUUUCUUUACGCGACUUUAAUUCUUGCAGUCUGUUGUUUUACUUGUUAUUAUUACAACGGAGAACCUCUUCCCGCCAGGUUAGGCCCGAAUCCGCGGGUUAAGCUAAACGUCCUAGGCGUGCUUAGGCGCUGGCUCUGGGGCUGGGGGGCGACCGGUGUGUCGGUGGUCGCACGGGGAAGAACAAGGAGCAGCAGUAAUAGAGCCGAGCUCCGAGAGGAAGAGGGACAUUUCAGACAAAGACCCAGUGAACCCGGGAUUUAUCGAAGGGAAGCUUUGACAAGUGACUCGUUUCUUUUCAGCCCUCGGGAUUUCCUCAUGGGGAGUUACAUCGGGAAACCCGAAAGUCCAGCCGCAGACUCUGUGAGGCCGAGAGCCGGGAGAAAUCCCCGAGAGCAACUGCGAGAAAAAUUGUCCAGACCCAACCAUGCUGUCUAUACCCCGAACAGGAGACUUUCCUUCGCUGGGGAGCCACUGGGCCCAACGGGCCGGUUCACCAUUACCCCCCAGCGUCACUACCCUCUACAGCAGACGGGCGUCUCGUCGGUGGGAGUCUUGCCUCCUGUCAAGUGGGACAGCUUCAGAAAGAAGAACAUCCUGAGUCCUCGUAAUUCCCCGGCAGCACUCAGUCCUGUCACUGUGAAGAUUGCCAGGCCCGACCACAGCAGCCCCAGUAUGGAUAAUCUGAGCUGUGCAGGACUCACCAUGGCCCCUGCAGACCCCUGCUCCAGAGAGAGCGUCCUCAGGGUAUUGAAGGAAAGCCGCAAAAGAGAAGUGGAGGAUGAAGACAGAAGCUUCACAGCUGAGCAGAAAAGCAAAAGGAGACGUAAUGACAGCGGUGGAAGUGCCCACUCAGCUUUUGGGCCUCUUUUGCCCAAUGGAACGCCAUCACAGCUGGUCCCCAAGCCAGGAAGUUUGAAAAGAGGGAUGACUUCACUGGCAGAGGAGUACACCAUGAAGAGGUCUCGUACCUCCUCCAUCAGCUCUGGUACUGCAAUACAUGCCUCCAGAGGGUUCACUAGUACCAGAAGAAAUGCCAUCCAAAGCUCCUACAGUUCUUCAAUAGGCCUCAGCCAGUGGAAGAAAUCAUCAGCAGCCAGCUCUCCUCUGUCCAGUCCUGGAUCAUCUCGCUCUCAGAGUCCAGAGGGCGUCUCCAAAAGACCCAGAGAGGAUGAUGCACAGUCUCCAAGCUCAGCAUCCUCAGUGAGGUUGGAUCAGGCAUCCUCUGAAAAGGCUCCUGUUACAUCAAAACUGAUCCCAGUCCCCAAAAUCCCAGCCACUACCUCAACAGACUCCACUGGUAGUGGUGGGAAGAGAAAACGGAAGAUCCAGCUGGUGUCCAGCCACAGGGAUGAUCACAUCUCUUUGCCUCCGCCUCCUGAGCUGGGCUACACAAUCACUGCUAAAGAUCUAGAUGAAGAGAAAAUAGCUGCCAUCAGUAAGAUCCAGAAGGUCCUGGAGACGCCUGCUCCAGAACCAGAGAAGUCUGUCUCUCCUCCAGCCAUCACUACCACUCAGCCUGCCUUCUCCACCGGGUCUACCACCACCACCCUGAGCAUCCUUCAGGCAACUCCGCUGCCCACGUCAUCCAGCUCUGCCACCCCAGUCAUUGACCUAGAUCCCAGCCCAGGCAGCAGCAGCAGCGUCAGUAGGACACCUGCAGCCUCCAGCCUACUUCAGGAGCCUCUGAAGAUGAAACCUAGUGCUGUUGCUAUUUCCACUUCUUCUGUCAGUGCAACCACAGUGUCUGUGUCCACAACACCUGUACAAGUCAACAGCUUAAACCUGAGCACAUCUACUACAGCUCCACAACUUGUCCCUACCUCCCAUUCUCAGUCCUCUGCUGGUGUGGGGCAACCCUCUGCCUUCCUUCAACUACUGGGUCAGGUCUCCAAGGCUCCCACCAGCACCUCUGUAGCACCUGUAGCAGGACCGACCCUGUUUGGCCUGUCCAGCCAGAUCAACUCCUCCUCUGCUUCCUCAGCCACUACCCAAGUCUCUACCACUUCUGCUCCAGCCAGCAGCUCCCAGUCAUCCAGUAACACCAACCCUCUGCUGACUGCAGGGUUCAAGCCCAUUUUUCCUGCUACAACCACCACCUCCUCCACAGCAUCACCUUCAGAGAGCAAUCCCUCCGUCCAAAAUUUCAAGCCCAUAUUUGGAGAAGUUCCAGCAGGUGCAGCCUUUGCACAGCCCUCAUCUCUCACUGCCACCUCUACAGCUUCCACUCUUAAUUCAAGUACCACAUCUUCAAUAUUUGGAGCAUCAACAAGCAGCACCACAGUUGCCCCAUCAGCUUUUGCUGGCUUCAGCGGCACUCCUGCUAGCACAGUUUCCACAGACUCAAUCACCACGACUCAGCCUGCAGCCCAGCCAGCUGUUAAAUCCCUAUUUACAAACUGGCCGGCACCAUCCACAACAAGCAACAGCUCAACGUCAGUGCAGCCUCCUAAUACUGGGAGCAAGUUUCAGUUUGGGACUGCAGCCACCACCUCUGCAACAGCAGCUGGUCCUCCUGCUGCAGUGACUACAACCUCCAGCCAGUCUGCCUUCACAUUUGGUGGCAUGCAGUCUAACCCUCAAGCUGCCAAUCAGAAUGCCUUUUCCUUUGGAAAGAUGGCACAGGGCCAGAUGGCACCCAGCCAGAACACAACCACUGCAUCAUUUGGAGGCUUCGCCAUGGCCAGCACAGCUUCCACUGCUGCUGCCGCCACCACCCAGUCCACUUUCAGCUUUGGAAAGUCGACAUUUGAAGCUCCUGCAGCACAGUCAACGUUUGGCUCUUCAGCAGCACCAUUCACAUUUGGAGCCGGUGGUGCUUCGUCCACGCCUGCCUCUAACCCUGCUUCUGCCCCUGCUCCUUUCACUUUUGGAUCUGCUGCCACUGCCACCACAUCGGCGACCUUUGGGACCCCCGCCAAACCAGCAUUUGGAGCUAGCUCCACUGGUUUUGCUUUUGGUGCCAGUCCAGCUCCUUCAGCUGCACCCUCUGCUGCACUAAGCUUCGGUGCUACGACCCAGACUCAGAGCUCCUCCUCAGCUACCUUCACAUUUGGCAGUGCUGCUCCACAGCAGGCUCCCUCUGGCCCUGCUCAGCCGGCAUCUGGCGGGUUUAACUUUGGCACCAGUAUGCCUCUUCCCCAGUUUGGUACUCCAGUUUCCAACAAUCCUCCACCACAGAUGGGAAGCUUCUCCUUUGGGGCUGCUGCUACAGACAAACCAGGUUUUGGGACAUCUACGCCAGCAUUUGGCCAGAGUGCUGCUGCAGGUCCGAUUCCCUUUGGAAGUCCUGGAACUCCAGGCCAAGGCUUCAACGCUGUUCCCUUUGGGUCUCCGGCGACUCCCACCUUCUCUAUUGGAGCUGGAUCAAAGCCAAGUGGAGCUCGCCAGAGGCUGCAGGCACGGAGGCAACACAACAGGAAGAAGUAACCUGCUGCGUGACACCACUUUCAGAGGACUCCAACUUUUGCUGCGGUGGCUAACCUGAUUAUCCCACGAUCAGGUCUCCACCAUGAACCUCUGCUUCCUUCCCAUCCUUCAGUGGCCCAGAGCUUUGUGUUUGCAGAGGACAUGGAUCGAGAAUCCAUAUCGAUGUACUACACUUGAAGAAAGAGAAAAGACCGUUUGAUUCCAAACAAAGCAUAUCCAAAGUUUUGUGUUUUUCCCCUCCUUUCAGUGUGUAGACACUCCCUUUGGGUUGUCUUAAGAAGAAAGCUGAGUCAGGCGAAGAUGUGGAGCCUCGGCUCAGGCAUUUAUUUUUUUACGUGAAGCAUUCUCUGGUUUGUGUGUUAGUGAAUGUUUGAGUGCAUUUUCUGAGUCUGAAUGGGGUGGGGGAUGCACAGCUGAUUCAGAUGAGGUACACCACACUGCAGUGUAAAUGUAAAGUUAUGAGAUGUUUGCAUUUAAAUUAUUUUUUUAAUUGGCUCUCUGUAAAUGAUGUUUUCUGCACCUAAAGGGCAACUUAGUAAAUGUCUUAAAGUAAUUUGUGCAGAUGUUUGUGGUGUUGUUUCAUACUUUUGUCAUUGCAAGCAUUUCCAGAGUCCUCCUGUGGACGGCCUUUCUUGGAUAGCGAUUGCCAACACUGAUAAGUUACAGGUCUGUUUGUAAUUUAGUAUGACUACUCACAACUUUUGCUGACAAACCAAAGCCAACUGUUCAACUUCAUGCCUGUGAAAACAAUGUGUGAUCUUCAUCUCAUCUUAAAAUCCUGAGAUGUGUUUCGUGCCAGACUCUACCUCUCUUUACGCCUCGGCACUGAAACCUUUUGGUAAUUCAUUGAAAAAAUGGCAAAUUUAACAGAGUAGUUUAGAUUUUAUGUUCAACUACUGUUAAUGCUAACAAUUAGUAAUAAAUAGUUUUUAUUAAAUAUCUUCACAACAGCACAUUAAUCUUCAGAAAAAUCAGAUGAUGCCACAUUACAACCAAACAGGAACAUUUAUCUGCUUCGUUAUGAGAGAAAUGCUCACGGUGUUUAUCUGCAUCAUGAGGAACAACGUGACAGUCAAAUACUUGUCAGCUGUUUUUAUUAGCGCAAUCUGUUCUCAUUAAUUGUGAAAAGUGAGUUUGAUGGUCAGGUUUCAAUUAAUAAAAAUUGGAGUUUUUGAUGUUA